Molecule: messenger RNA, 1280 nt
Organism: Drosophila novamexicana
Lineage: Eukaryota; Metazoa; Arthropoda; Insecta; Diptera; Drosophilidae
Gene: Or47b
Product: odorant receptor 47b
Exons: 6
Coding region: 1-1269 (422 amino acids)
Biological process (GO): detection of chemical stimulus involved in sensory perception of smell; sensory perception of smell
Cellular component (GO): plasma membrane
Molecular function (GO): olfactory receptor activity; odorant binding
Source: RefSeq, a predicted model, not a curated record
AUGGCCAGCGGGGAUUUUCGGUCAUAUUUGCGCCUGGUGCGCGGCUUCUUUGGCGAAUUUCGAUCGGUGCUGCGCCAGAAAUCGCAGCCGCCACGCCUCGGCUUGCACUACAAUCGUGCGUUUAUGGUGUAUGGAUUGCUCUGCGUCUAUCCAAAUCGCUGCCUGUUGGCCAAUUCCACUUACAAGCACUGCAAUCUUUUUAUAUUGGGCAAUUCGAGCGUGUUUCUGCUAACGGUUAUGUUGGCCGUACGCGAGUCCACCAAUGUCAUCGAAAUGGGUGACGACUUCGUCUGGAUAAUUGGGAUAACCCUUGUACUGACCAAAAUCUUUUACAUUUAUUUGUGCGCCAAUGAAAUCGAUGAAGUGAUUGAGGAUCUGAAUUACUAUGAGGAAAUCUUUAAGCCACAUAACCAUCUGCCCUUCGAGCUGGCUGAGCAUGAGCUGGCGAAUGCGGAGAUUAAGCGCUUGCAGCGCUUCUGCUACCUGGUCGAGUCGAACAUGCUUAUCAGUGUGAUGUUCUUCAUGUUGCUCUUCAAUUUUGCAAUUGGCGUACAGCCUCUGAUUACGGGCCGAGAGCUGCCCUACCAUGUGAUUUUACCCUUUAGCUGGCAUCACGCCGAAGCUCAUCCGCACUCGCAUACGUUCAUUUAUGUCUGGCAGUACAUCACCUCGCAAUGCAAUUUGUUGUCCAUCUGCAACAUUGACCUGCUGGGCAUACACUGCUUUGUUCACACAGCUCUCAAUCUGAAGAUCUUAUGCAUUGAAAUGCGCAAGCUGGGCGAAGGACAGCUCGACAAUGACCUGUUCCAUGUGCAGUUCUGCAAGAUUGUUCAGUUCCAUCAGCAUAUAAUACGCACUGUGCAGAAGGUCAAUCGGGUGUUCCGCGGCUCCUUUAUUGCCCAGAUGAUAGCCAGCUUUGUCUUGAUUUCGAUGUCCACCUUCGAGACCAUGGCCGCCACUCAAGAUCCCAAGGUGGCAGCCAAGUUUAUCCUCUUCAUGAUCAUCACGUUCGUCCAGCUCUCCUACUGGUGUCUGGCUGGCACUAUGGUCUACAGUCAGUCCCUGGAUGUGGCCCAGGCUGCGUUCGAUCUCAAGGACUGGCAUACCAAAUCUGUUGUUAUCCAGCGCAAUAUUCUAUUCAUGAUCAGGCGUUGCCAGAGACCACUCGUCUAUGCGGGCAGUCCAUUGCCGCCCUUCACACUAGCCACCUACUCAAUCAUACUCAAGCAGUGCUACAGAGUCUUGGCUUUGCUGCGCGAAUCGAUGUAGAAUUUAAUAUA